This is a messenger RNA of Penicillium chermesinum, 690 nucleotides long. Its product is annotated as phosphatase PAP2 family protein. Bases 1 to 690 code for a protein of 229 amino acids. Gene Ontology annotation, biological process: lipid biosynthetic process; protein N-linked glycosylation. Gene Ontology annotation, molecular function: dolichyldiphosphatase activity. Lineage: Eukaryota; Fungi; Ascomycota; Eurotiomycetes; Eurotiales; Aspergillaceae. Gene Ontology annotation, cellular component: intracellular membrane-bounded organelle; endoplasmic reticulum membrane. The record is from RefSeq and is a predicted model, not a curated record. The transcript is spliced from 3 exons.
AUGGGAGACACUCCGCUGGCCUCGUUGUCUUUGACUCAUGUCCACUACAACCCCGAGGAUCCCCUAUCCUUGGUCUCCGCAUGGCUCGCCUUACUCCCCCAGGCGCUGUGUGUCUCAUAUGCGACGCUGACAUGGGCUACAAGAGAGAUCGAGGUGGUUCUGAUGUUUGCUGGACAGCUGGGCUGUGAGGCAGUGAAUUUUGUGCUCAAGCGAAUCAUCAAGGAAGAGCGCCCAAAGGAAAUGUUUGGAAAAGGCUAUGGAAUGCCUUCCUCUCAUUCUCAAUUUAUGGCUUUCUUUUCCGUUUAUCUGAUCCUCUUCCUUCUCUUCCGACACACUCCCGCCUCCGCAACCUCCUACCCCUACAGCGGCACCCUGCUCCGAGGUGCUGUAAUCAUCAUCCUCGGUGGGGUUGCAGCUGCCGUUGGCACAAGCCGGGUCUACUUGAACUAUCACACGCCCACCCAAGUACUGGCGGGCUCUGCGGCUGGCGUCGUGUGUGCCGUGGGUUGGUUUGUUGUCACCGGGCUUGUUCGACGCUGGGGGUGGAUUGACUGGGUUCUGGACCUUACCAUCUGUCGUCUUAUGCGUGUGCGUGACCUGGUUGUCAGUGAGGAUCUUGCUGAGUCCGGAUGGCAACGAUGGGAAGCACGGCGGCUAAAGCGCCGUCAACGUAACCGCAAGUCGGAGUAA